This is a messenger RNA of Cyphomyrmex costatus, 1078 nucleotides long. RefSeq lists its product as uncharacterized. The record is from RefSeq and is a predicted model, not a curated record. Lineage: Eukaryota; Metazoa; Arthropoda; Insecta; Hymenoptera; Formicidae. The transcript is spliced from 6 exons. Bases 209 to 985 code for a protein of 258 amino acids.
UUUAACGCUUAAUAUCUCGAUUCUCGGGGCAGAGCGACGCUUAUUUCUGCCGGAUUCCUUCGUUUUAUGGAAAAACGCAUCGAAUGAGUACAAUUUAAUCGAUUUUUGAGAGGAUUGCCUUCCAUCGCACCUUUACUAAAAUAUAUAUAUAAAUUAAUAUUUGGAAAUGAGCACAGAUAAGGAAGAAUAAAGACUUGCGGAAUCAACGAUGGAGCAGAUGGAGCUUGACGAGCUUGAUCAAAUGGAGCAGUCCGUAAAACAACUAAAUACAGCAAUCAACGAAUUCCAGAUCGGUGCGAUCUCGCUGAACGAGCUUAGACCUAUUGAAGAGAAAGUCUAUACGAUUAGGAAGUCGUUGAUGCCCCUGAACGCUCGGUUAUUAAUGCUUGAAGCAAACUACAAACAGAGAGAGCACGCCGAUGACACACACAGCGAGAGCCAGGAUAAGGUCAAAAGCACUCUGCAGAAUGUCACAUCCGACACGCUCCUAAAUGCCAAGGCUGCCAAGUUGUGCAUUCACAGCAGCACUAUUCUCUCAAUUCUCAGUAACAAGGAAGGCACUGCAGAGGACCAAAAGAAAAUCAACACCUACAUGCGUGAACUUUUCACUCUCAAUGACAAAAUUAUGGAUGUUCAGAAUGCUAUCGAGGAAGCGUCUCAAGUACAAUUAGAUUUGAAAGUUAAAUGUCAGAAGGCACUAUUCGAACACCGAAAAUUUCUCAAAGAACAGGAGCAGCUACGAAGCGAAAGAUUGCAGAAAACGGAUCCUGGGAUUGUAGAAACUCAACACAAAAUGGAAAUGACAAUACGAAAAAUAAACGUAAUAAAGAAAAUUAUUAGAAGCUUCAUAGCUAUGUCUAGUCACUUGCUGAUGGAGGAGCCGAUACUAGUGGAGAUGUUGGAGAAUCACAGAGAAUUGCUAAACAUGAAAACGAUAGUGAAAAUGUCGCAAAGUAACGAAGAGAGACAGACAGACAGUGAAUAAAAGAAUGCUCGAGGACGAAGUAUGCAGGAAUUUUCAUUAAAAACUUUUUUCACAUUUUCUUACUGGCUAAGCAUAAUAGACACAAUAUAUAUU